Molecule: messenger RNA, 2124 nt
Organism: Mollisia scopiformis
Lineage: Eukaryota; Fungi; Ascomycota; Leotiomycetes; Helotiales; Mollisiaceae
Exons: 4
Coding region: 105-1832 (575 amino acids)
Biological process (GO): ergosterol biosynthetic process
Cellular component (GO): endoplasmic reticulum membrane
Molecular function (GO): Delta24(24-1) sterol reductase activity
Source: RefSeq, a predicted model, not a curated record
GCGCUGGAUGCACCGCCAUGUACAUUUGAUUCAAAGCCUGUACACUUCCACUCCUUCAGAUUGUUCACCUAUAAUUGCUUCUUUGCUUUCGCUCCUUAACCACAAUGUCUGAAAGAUAUUCUCUGCGCCAAACUCCCAAGAAGACGGAACAUCUUGGUUACGUCCCAACUCCUGGUACUGCAGGUGCCCGAAAGGCCUAUAAUCGCCGCAAGUCGCAGUUCGCGGAAGAAGACGGUGACGAUUCCUCCUCUGCCACCGACACCUCCACCACUAAAACCGCAUCUCGACGAGCCUCGAGCCGGAAAGUCAGUAUGGUGAAGGAGGUACUCACAAAUGGGCACGCCGAUGAGGAGGUGGCUACCAAUGGACAUGCCAAUGGCUACACAGAUGGAGGAGCGGUCAAUGGAAAUGGAUACGGUACCAUGAGCCCAAAGGAUGUCCCUGUCGCAGAAGCUCGGAAAGUGGUGGAAGGUUGGGAGCCUGGGAAGGAUCCGAAGAUUGACUACUCCGGCCAUUUCGACUUUGGAGGUUCGAUUGGUGUAACCUGCAUGAUGAUUGGCUUUCCUACCCUCAUGUACUACAUGUGGAUCGGAGCCACGUUUUAUGAUGGAAAAUUCCCUACGCCUACACAUGGAGAAACGUUCCUCGAGUUUGUGAAACAUUGUGGUAACUUGGUCUACAAUUUCGCUUUCCCGAGCUUGUUCGCGUGGGAGAUUUACUGGGGAUACCUUAUUCUCGAGGGCGCUUUCUAUUGCUUGCUUCCAGGAGUCUAUGGGUACGGAAAGCCAUUGCCACAUGAGGGAGGAAAGCAAUUGAAGUACUACUGCUCCGGGGUUUGGUCAUUCUAUACGACUAUCGCGCUCAUGGCUGGCUUGCACUGCACUGGAGUCUUUCCUCUUUACACUUUGAUCGACGAGUUUGGGCCCAUCAUGUCCGUGGCAAUCAUUUCUGGCUUUGGUGUCUCAAUCGUGGCCUACUUCUCUGCCCUACUUCGAGGGAAGCAACAUCGCAUGACGGGAUACCCUCUGUAUGAUUUUUUCAUGGGUGCCGAGUUAAAUCCACGCAUGUUCGGUAUUCUGGAUUUCAAGAUGUUCUUCGAAGUUCGUCUUCCAUGGUACAUCCUACUUGGACUCUCCUGUGCCACCGCUGCCAGACAAUACGAGCAAUAUGGAUACGUCUCUGGAGAAGUUUGGUUUGUUGUCAUGGCUCACUUCUUGUACGCGAACGCAUGCUCCAAGGGCGAAGAGCUAAUUAUCACCACCUGGGACAUGUAUUUCGAGAAAUGGGGCUUCAUGUUGAUCUUCUGGAACCUUGCCGGUGUCCCAUUGAGUUACUGCCACUGCACAAUUUACCUCGCCAACCACCUUGACAGCAUUACCGACUACCCAUUCCGUAUUCCCUUCCUAGUCACUCUCUUUGGAUCUUACCUCUUCGUCUACUGGGUCUGGGAUACCACCAACUCUCAAAAGAACCGUUUCCGUGCUGCUGAAAGAGGAACCCUCGUGCCCCGGAAAUCGUUCCCUCAGCUUCCGUGGCAAGAAAUCAAGAACCCUCGCACGAUCAAUACCAAGACCGGCGAUUGCAUUCUGGCCGAUGGGUGGUACGGAAAGGCGAGAAAGAUUCAUUACACUUGUGAUUUCUUCUUUGCAUUCACCUGGGGGUUAAUCACUGGGUUCAACAGUCCAUUUCCCUGGUUCUACCCAGUAUUCUUUGCUUGCAUGAUCGUUCAUCGUGCAUACAGAGAUAUUCAAAAGUGUAGAUUGAAGUAUGGUGAGGCGUGGACCGAGUAUGAGAAGAUGGUUCCGUACCUUUUCAUUCCGUAUGUAUUUUAAUCCUAGUUUGUACCUUGCUCGAAGUUGGACAUAAGUGAUGGUCGAUCCGCGGUGGAGCUGUACAGGUUCGGAGUUUGCCUGUUGUCUGGAUAGUCAGUCGUCUUUAGGAUGAUAGACGAGUAGAAUAUGUUGUAUAAGGUUCAGUGCUGGGAAAAUGGCAUGGUUGUAGCAUUACCGGUGUCUUGCAUAGUUGAGUGGGCGGAACGGGAAGGGGAGGUUUUCUUGUGUACAGUACCGACCGUAUCAUGCAUGAUGCGCUACCUAUAAUGAAUCGUAAUACAUACCUAAUGCC